This is a messenger RNA of Coccinella septempunctata (seven-spotted ladybird), 1313 nucleotides long. It is a transcript of the gene Vsp37A, whose product is annotated as vacuolar protein sorting-associated protein 37A. The transcript has 6 exons. Gene Ontology annotation, cellular component: ESCRT I complex. Gene Ontology annotation, biological process: protein targeting to vacuole; ubiquitin-dependent protein catabolic process via the multivesicular body sorting pathway; protein targeting to membrane. Lineage: Eukaryota; Metazoa; Arthropoda; Insecta; Coleoptera; Coccinellidae. Bases 139 to 1152 code for a protein of 337 amino acids. The record is from RefSeq and is a predicted model, not a curated record.
UUAUUUUCCUGUCAGUUUGACACUUAGAUGUCAGAUCGAAAAGUUAAAAAGUGAAAAAUUUGUUUUUAUGCUAAGGAAAUACGUAUCGUUUUCCUCAAAUAGCUGGGGACAUCCGUUGAUUUUAGUAAAUAGAGCUAGAUGGUUUAUGUAAUGUUACCUCGAACUUAUCGUACUGAGGCAGAAAUACGUAAACAGCAAAUCAAUACAUUGAAAAUCUUCAAUGCAAAUGUUACAGAAUUGACUGAAGGAAUAGAAUAUCAAGUUGAUUUUCAUGCAGGUGAAAAUGAUUUCAAGUUAAUAGUAUCUCUAGGAAACGAUUUUCCUAAUGAGAAACCUCUCUUGAAAAUCAUACCAAAUGUAGUGCAUCCAUGGGUCAACCAAGAAGGAGAUAUCAUCACAGCACCAGGUUUACUGAAUUUCACAUUACAUUCUGAUUUGGGUAGAGUAGUUCAAGCAGUGAUAAGGGAAUUUGAAAGAAACCCUCCUCCUUUAACUAGUGAGCAUGGGAGCAAUACUGUAACUUCAGCUUCAUCGAUUGUAAAGGAAGCUGAAAUAUCUAGUCCAAGUUACUUAAUGAAUUUUCCAACUUCAUCAAGUUUUUCUCCUCCUAGUCAAAUGGUAGUCAACAGUUCAAUCUCAUUGCAAAACAAUUAUUUUCCUGAACUGAAUAAAUUAACCAUCAAAGAAUUGAAAUCAUUGAAUGAAAGUGUUGAUAAGCAAGAAGAUUUUAUUCUAGAGUUGCCUCAGCUCAAAGAACAAAAUAGAAUGAUAGAUGAACUUAUUUUGCAAGUUGAAGAAUUAGCAGAAUCCAAUUUGUCAAAACAAGAACAAUUAGAAAAAUUAAGGAAAGGAAUUGAAUACAGAAUAGAAGAAGCAACAGAACAAACAUUCAAAACAGAGAAACUACACAAUGAUUACACAAAUUUAUGUGAAAAAUUCUCCCCAAAAAAUAUUCAGGAACAACUUCGAUUAGCAUCUAGAAAAGCAGAUGAAAACAGCGAAAAAUUGGCAGAGCAAUUUUUGAAUGGCCAAAUGGAUGUAGAUAGAUUUUUAACCUCUUAUAUAAGAAAUAGAACAAUUUACCAAACGAGGAGAACUAAAGAAGAAAAAUUAUCUCAACAAAUUGAUAGCUUGGAGAAAGCAGGUUUUUAAAUUUUUCAUUUGGAUAUAUGCCUUUGUGGUUAGGGUUCCUCGUAUUCAUAUUGAACACAGUAUGAAUUAUUUUUUAUCCUGUUUUGUAUUUGGUUGAAUUCAUACUAGUGUAUUCAUGCUUAUAGAAGCAUUAUAUCAACAUUAAAUGAGUUUUGUUUUAG